UUAGAUUUCUUCUAUCAAAGUGGCCAAAUUAAAGGUGUUUGGUGCCUUCGUUUCAUUUUCAGUGGCAUGACAAAGUUAUAUUGUUUUAGAAGGAAAAUCAGAGAGUGAAGUUUACAGAUGGAAGAAAUGAAGUCAGUAAAGACAGAAAUUCGAAGGGGAGCAAGUUCAUCAAUUGAAAUUCAACAUCAAUGUACACACGUGGUAACUGAAAUUCAAGAAAUGUUAAAACGUUUGGAGCCCCCCUUAUCACUUGAGAGUUGCAUCUAUAGGGUUCCUGAUUAUCUUCGCAAAUUGAAGGAAGAACACUACACUCCUCAGGUUAUUUCAAUAGGGCCCUUUCACCAUGAUGCCAAUGACAAAUUGCAUACCAUGGAACAACGCAAAUUGAGAUACCUCAAGUAUUUCAUUGAACGUGUUGAGAAUUUUGAUAUAAGCUUGGAGGAUUUAGUGAGGAUUAUAAAGGAGAACGAAGAAAGCAUUCGAUGUUGUUAUGCUGAGACCAUCCACCUUGACAGUGAUCAUUUUGUAAAGAUUAUUACAAUGGAUGCCAUCUUCAUUCUUGAGUUGUUCUGGAGAGACUACUUCAAUGAUUGGACGAGUGAAGACAAUGGUGCAGGUAUAGAAACAUGGUUGACGAGUGCUAUAAGGUUUGACUUGAUUUUACUUGAAAAUCAAAUUCCAUUCUUUAUUUUGGAGAAACUAUUUGACCAUGCCUUUGCCUCUCACCCAAGCUACUCCAGGUCCUUAAUUCAAGUCAUGACAUUUUACUACUUUGAUUAUUACAACACUCAACGCAAAAGUUAUAGUCCCCAUUUGAAAAUGAAACACUUUCUCGAUUUGCUUAGAACCUUUUGGCUACCUCCAUCCGAAAGGAUACCAAAAAGAGGCAAUGACGUAAUUAAACAUUUGCAUUCUGCAACCCAAUUGCAUGAGGCGGGAUUGUCGUUUAAGAAAGAUUCAAGCAGUUGCUUAUUAGAUAUAAAAUUCACAAAGGGAGCCUUGAGAAUGCCACCUUUAACAUUAGACAAUUCAAGUGAAAUUAUUAUCCGAAACCUUUUGGCUUUGGAGCAAUGUCAUUAUCCAGAUAAAGCAUACAUUACCGAUUAUUUUAUCCUAUUUGGUUUCCUUAUUAACACUAACAAAGAUGUGAAUUUACUUGUUCGAAAGGGGGUCAUGCUUAAUUUGCUAGGCAACAGCGAUGAAGCUAGAAAUUUGGCGAACAGUCUUGUCGAGAAUGUGAUAUAUGUCAACAUGAACUCCGAUUUUUAUCGAGUCUGCAAAGAGUUGGUGACGUUCUAUGAGAAACCUUGGAAUAGGUGGCAGGCAACUUUGAGACGUGAUUAUUUUAGUAGUCCUUGGAGUAUUGCUUCUACAGUUGUUGCUUUCAUCUUCUUGGUGCUUACUUUACUACAAACUAUAUAUACAAUAAAAGGGUAAAACAAUAG
This is a messenger RNA of Quercus lobata, 1445 nucleotides long. RefSeq names its product UPF0481 protein At3g47200-like. The record is from RefSeq and is a predicted model, not a curated record. The coding region runs from base 118 to 1437 and encodes 439 amino acids. The transcript has 2 exons. NCBI's taxonomy places the organism in Eukaryota, Viridiplantae, Streptophyta, Magnoliopsida, Fagales, Fagaceae.